Molecule: messenger RNA, 138 nt
Organism: Aspergillus nidulans FGSC A4
Lineage: Eukaryota; Fungi; Ascomycota; Eurotiomycetes; Eurotiales; Aspergillaceae
Exons: 3
Coding region: 1-138 (45 amino acids)
Source: RefSeq, a predicted model, not a curated record
AUGGAAACGGCGGGUUGCCAGAGGCUUGCACACCCGUGCCAUGUUAUUGCUGGGCCUCUAUCAAAUCCAAUGCUAUCCGACCAUCGUCAAGAAAUUCGCGGCCUGUUGACGGGCCAUCAGCAAACCGAUGAUGGUUAG